GGAUUAUUUGUUUAUUUUAAAGUAAUUUUUAUAUUUAUAAUCAUAUGUAUUAGUGAACACCGUAUAAUAUAAGCAAACUUAAGUUGUUUCAGGAUUUUUAUUAAGUAAAGUGUAGUGGGCAGUUGAGGCAAUGGAGCUUCAAGCAUUGCUGGUGCUCUGUGGCCUCGGUGUAGCUGGCGCUGCAGUUAUCUUGCUGAUGGGCCUGUUCUCUACAUCAGGAACUACAUAUGAAGAAGCCAUCGCCCAACAAAGAAAGGCCACUACUGAACUUCUUGCUCUGGCUGAGAAUAAGGGAAAAGCUAAGAAAACUAGCAAGAAAGCAAACAAGAAGUUGGCAAAGAAAGAGAGGAAGGAGAGUGCUGCAGCGGCAACUGGGAGUGAACCGGAGAGUGAGGCACCUGCAGAGAGUGGAGCUGAUGAAGAUAAUGCACCUGCAUCCAAGCCUCAUGUGGAAUUCAGCCCUCCUGUUGUUGUGGAUGUGCCCACAGAUACUCCUCCCAAUAUUAAGAUCCGCAAACGCGGUAAGGAUCUUAAAGUAAAGCCGAUACUUGUUAACAAAGAGGAUCCGAGCUGCGUUAGCGAUCCGGGCUCCGCGCCCAUCAACGGCAGUGCCGUCUCCAACCACUUUGAAGAAAUGCACCCCAAGGACGAGUUCGAAUUGUUGCACUCAUCGUUCCUUGAAAAAGCAUUAGAGAAGAAGGAAGAGGCUGCAGAAAAGAAGGACAAGGCUCCGAAGUCGGCCAAGAAUACGAAAGCUCCGUCCAAACCGGCCGCUAAUCCGGAGCCUGUCAAAGAUGAAGCUGUUCCAGAACGACAAAACACUGCCGAAGGACCCAAAGAACAGAGAAAAGUUAAGAAAGCAGAGAAGAAGAAUGUGGUAGAAGAAGUGUCAGUGGCGGAGGAGGUGGUGCCGCCGUCCCCCGCACCCUCCCCACCCGCCGGCAAAGGCAAGAAGAAGAAACCUGAACCUAAUGUGCUCUCGCUCAUGGCCAAAUGGUUUGGGGGUCCCAAUGAUCCGAUGCAGAAGUUAAAGAAGCAGCUGGCGGAGAAGGAGAAGGCGUUGGCUGACGAACUGGAGGCCUCGCAAGCACUUCAUGCCAAGCUUAAGGAAUUGCGUGCGACGCUGAACGCAGAGCGCGGGCGCGCGGCGGCGGCGGGGCGCGCGGCGGAGCAGGCGGCGGGCGCGGCGCGCGCGGAGCUGCACACGCUGCAGGCGCGGCUGCAGCGCGUGCUCGACGACAACCACGCCCUCGGACAGGAGAAAAUACAUCUACAAUCUAAAUUGGCCGCUGAAGGAGAAGCCCAAGCACAACGGGUUCAGAUGGAAUUGCAUAUCCAGAGAUUGUCUGAAGUAAAAGGAAAUGUAGAAAACCUUAAAUCGGAUAUCGAGAAAGCUAAAGAAGAUGCGGAGAAAGCGAAAGCAAGCGUAGAUAAAGCUAAAGAAGAUGCAGACACAUUUAAGAAAGAAGCAGAAAAAGCUAAGGAAGAGGCCAAGAAAGUUACGGAAGAAGCAAAUAAACUGCGAGAGGAAAUAGAGAAAUUAAAACAACAAUAUGAAAAUGUUAGACAGGAAUCGGAACAACAAAAAUCAAAAAUAUCAAGCGAGGCUGCGUCUCUGAUGGAACAGUUGCGGUUGCGGGAGUCUGAGCUGGCCGAGGUGAAGCAGCUGGCGGCGCAUCCCGCACACAACGGACUGCCCAACUCUAAUGACGACCAGAAGCGUGCUAAUGAGCUGGCGAAGGUGGAAAGUGUGGUGGUCGGUCUAAAGGAAGAGCUGAGUGCGGCGCAGCGCGCCAGCGCAGACCUCAAGGAACAGGUGGCCUCGCUGCGCAGCCAGCUGCAGCAGUACCAGCAGAAGAACAACGAGUUGCGAACUAAAAACUGGAAGGUCAUGGAGGCGUUACAAUCCGCCGAAAAGUCCCUCCAGGCGAAAUGCGCCCGCGCGCCGCCGCCACACCACCUCGCUGAGGCGAUACUCAAGGCCCAGGAAACACAAUACAAAGAAGUAGCCAGCAUAUUGCGUUCAGCCGUACCCAAUAUCGGGCCCGGCUCCGGCUGCGACCGCGACUGGCUGCAGGCUUUCGCCAACAGCAUGAAGAACGAAUUCCAGAAGAUAGAAUCACAGAAGAAGGAGCUGGAGAAAAAACAGCUCGAGUUGGAGAAGAAGACAGAAGUACAAGCGCCCAAAGAUGACUCCCGACUGACAGAAGUUAUCGCACAGAACGAACAGCUACAGGUCCUUUUGGAUAAAUAUAAGCGAGUUAUUGCUGAUACGGAGUAUGCGCUAAGUGAGCUGCAAAAGAACGUGUCUGUGGAGGAGCAGCGGUGGCAGCAGCAGCUCGCAGACAAGCAGCGGGAACUGGACACUCUCCAGCAGAGAAUAGCCGCACAGGUGCAGAAGAAAGCAGACAAAGUGGAUGUUAUAUUAAACCAGGCACAGAAACCCAACCACAGUCACAGUUUUGCUGAUGCGGAAAGACUAACAGAGGAAAGACUAAUGAGCAGCUUAACAGAAAAGCAUGAUUCACGUAAUGGACCUUCACAGCAGGUAUCAUUGGAAGAAAUAUAACAAAUAUAAAUAUACGUGAAGGAAGCGUUGCCCCGCGCUCGCCGGCCCGAGAUGCCGCGUCCGUGACGUCACUGCCCUUGGAUUAAGCUUUAUAAGUGAUUUACUAUGAACAUUCAAAUUAAACAGACAUUAAAUUGAAUAUACACUGCACCACUAAAGUACCACCAGUGUUGGUAGGAAUAGUUCAUUUUUAUAAUACCAGUUUUAGCCCUACUGGCGUUCUGGGUGAUAUUUCCCUUUUUUACUAUGCAUGAAUCCUCUAAACUAACAUUGAUAAUGCAUUUAUAUAUCGAUGUUAUACAUAAUGGACUAAUAAUUGGUUGCAAAAAUGUUAUCUGUUUUCUGUUGAAAAUAUUUUGUGUCCGUUGAGACUUUUAUAACAAUGUUUUUUGAUAUCGAGCUCCCACUGCCACAUUUCUCAUACUAAGUAUAUUGAGGGUGUACCUAAAUGUCCAAUUUACUAUGCCAUAUAAAGACCAGUGAUAGUGUUGCAAUGUAUAUUUGAUGUUAUGCUUGGUGAUACCAGUUGAACGAUAAUCGGAUGCAAUUUACAAAACCGUUCACUGCUCAAUGUCUCAUUCAAAUGCCUUUAUUUUUUACUAAUUGCUAAUAAAAAUAAUAUUUACUUUGUACUUUUAUAUUUUGUAUUCGUGAUAAAAGAUAUUUGAUGUAUCCCAAUACAAAUCAAUAUUCAUUAAAAAAAUGAUUGGGAUAAAAUCAUUAUAGUGCAAUAAGUGGAAUAAAUCUGUCAUUUUCGUUGAUGUGCAAACGUUUAAAUUUUAUUGGCAUGUGUAUUUGUCUGUUAUAAGAAAUUCAAAAGGACUAUUAAUUUGAUUUUAUUUAUGUGUAUUUGUCUGAUACAAAUUUAAUAAAAUUUGUUAAUCAGAUCAACUUUGACAAUGAAUUCUGACUUAUUUUUAAUUAAUUAAUUUUUGUUAUUACUAAAAGACCAUUAUUUGAAAUGGUAAUAAACUAAAGGUAAUAAAUUUAUUGAUUUUAUAAUUUUUAAAUCAACUCUAGAUAAAUUUUGAUCAUUAUGUCAUAUUGUGGAUAAUUAACGCAGUAAAAAACCUACAAGAAUGAUGGCAGUGACUGUUUAUUUAGGUUUAAAUCUGAAAAUGUUCCCUAAUUUUAUUGAUAGAAAAGUUUUAUUGGAAAUAGUUUAGAAAUAUAUCAAUUUCAUUUUAUAAUUUUAUACAACGCCCUGAAUUUAAAAUUUAGCGCUUUUAAUUACAAUAAUUUUAGGCAAAUUAUUUAUUAAUUUAAAACAUAUAUCAUUUAAAGCUUGGGUAUCUAUAAUGUAAUCAUUUCUGUCAGUGCCUUAGGGUAAGUUUGAAUUUAUUAAGCUGUUUCACUUUAGUUGUAAAAUCAUAAGCAUGCUAAAGUAAGCACUAUGUUAUAUUUUUUUCACAGUAAUAUAAUUGAUAGAAUUAUAUUGACUAUAGUGAAUCACUGUGUCGAAUGUCCUGGAAAAUGUGAAUUAGGAAAUAGUGAUAUCGUAUCUUAAAUGUAUGUAAGUAAGCCAGUUUUUAUGACGAUUCAUAUAUUAGAUAAAGACAUUAUGAAUAAAAAAUUUCUAUAAU
Papilio polytes (common Mormon) is the source of this 4152-nucleotide messenger RNA. Its product is annotated as ribosome-binding protein 1. The transcript has 20 exons. The coding region runs from base 131 to 2569 and encodes 812 amino acids. Lineage: Eukaryota; Metazoa; Arthropoda; Insecta; Lepidoptera; Papilionidae. Gene Ontology annotation, cellular component: endoplasmic reticulum membrane. The record is from RefSeq and is a predicted model, not a curated record.